This is a messenger RNA of Lytechinus variegatus (green sea urchin), 2987 nucleotides long. Its product is annotated as G-protein-signaling modulator 2-like. Gene Ontology annotation, molecular function: GTPase regulator activity; protein binding. NCBI's taxonomy places the organism in Eukaryota, Metazoa, Echinodermata, Echinoidea, Temnopleuroida, Toxopneustidae. The record is from RefSeq and is a predicted model, not a curated record. The transcript is spliced from 16 exons. Bases 596 to 2572 code for a protein of 658 amino acids.
AUGACGGUACAGACUCUAAUUUCGGAUGUACAAGCAGUUAAUCGGAUAGCGUUUUGCUCUAUGGGCGGACAAAUUCACAACGGCUUUUUCAUUGACCGUGCCGCCGUUACUGCCCCAUCCGUGAUCAGUCCGAUCCGAGCUUGAGAUCGACCAGUGGCAGUGCAGUCAAAGUGCAGUGCAGCGCCUGGGUCCUGGGAAAAUAAAAGCCUGAAUUCUGAAGCUGUAACUUAAGUUGAAUCAGACAUUGUUCUGUGCUGAAGUCUGUGAAUCUUCGACAGUUUCAAGAUCAGAUUCAGAGUUUCCGUUUAUCUCCGACGAGUCCCGAGACCAUCCUCGACUGACUCGCUAGAUCGCUGACUAAAUUGGAUUUGGAACUCAGUGUCAUUUCCAAAAACUAAAGCCUUAGUUUAGGCAAGUACAAUACAGAUAGUCACAAGGAAAGAGCCGGCCAUCAUUUACACUGUCAGUCAGAAUGGAAAGCUUCUUCAUUCAACACCUAUAACACAUCCAUCUUCUGCUACCCCUUGGGAGUGAAAGGGAAACCACUUUCUUGAGAAGUUCCUCUGGAGGAUUCCAUCAAGAGCACAAAUCCAAGAUGCAAAGUGAGGCCUCCUGCAUGGAGCUGGCCCUAGAAGGCGAGAGGUUAUGCAAGGCGGGGAACUGCCGAGAAGGAGUCCGCUACCUGGAGGCUGCCGUGGAGGUCGGAACAGAUGACCUUAAGACACUAAGUGCCAUCUACAGCCAGCUAGGCAACGCGUACUUCUUCCUUGAAGACUAUGGCAAGGCCCUGACCUAUCACAAGCACGACCUGACCCUGGCGACCUCUAUUGGGGACAGACUUGGAGAAGCCAAAGCCAGUGGUAACAUUGGUAAUACACUAAAAGUCCUCGGAAAGUUUGAUGAAGCCAUCUGCUGUUGUCAAAGACAUUUAGAUAUAUCAAGAGAACUCUCGGAAAAGGUAGGAGAAGGCAGGGCGCUGUACAACCUCGGCAAUGUGUACCAUGCUAAAGGAAAGCAUGCUGGGCGGAGCGGGCAUCAAGACCCGGGAGACUUCCCACAAGAAGUUACAGACUGUCUCAAGCAGGCUAUACAGUUUUAUGAAGCCAACCUAGCAAUAGUCAGGGAGCUCGGAGACAGGGCGGCGCAAGGAAGAGCCUGUGGUAACCUUGGCAACACGCAUUAUCUUCUUGGCAACUUCGAGACGGCCAUACAAUUCCACACAGAGCGGCUUGCUAUAGCAAAAGAAUUCGGAGACAAGGCAGCAGAGAGGCGGGCUUAUAGUAACCUAGGAAACGCAUGUGUCUUUAUGGUGCAGUUUGAAGUGGCUGCAAAAUAUUACAAGAAAGCUUUGCAUAUUGCAAGGCAGCUCGGUGAAUUGGCAAUGGAGGCCCAGGCGUGCUACAGUCUAGGGAACACUUACACUUUAUUACGGGAGUAUGAGAAGGCUGUGGAAUACCAUGGUCGACAUAUGGAGAUAGCUCAAGAACUCAAUGACAGAGUUGGAGAAGGCCGGGCAUGCUGGAGUCUAGGGAAUGCUCAUACGUCUUUAGGAAACCAUGAAAAAGCUCUUCACUAUGCAACACUACAUCUUCAAAUAUCAAGAGAGGUUGGAGAUAGAACAGGAGAAGUCACAGCCAAGAUGAAUUUACAAGAUUUGCAAAGUCUCUUUGGUAUAAGUACCAGUGAUAUUAGUGAUGUCAGUACAACUGUUCAAACCCCAUUACAAGAAACUAAAGGUGCUAGACCCCGAAGAAGGAGAAGUAUGGAGAAUUUAGAACUUGUUGCCAUGACGCCUGAAAAGAAAGCAGAAAUCAGCCAAGUCCCUAAAAGGAAAAUUAGGCCGGGGAGUAAGAUCAAAUUAAAGAAUGGCGGAGAAUCCAAAGAUAAGCAGAGCCUUAAGCAUUCCAAGGAGCCAGUUAGCAGUGCCAAGAAUAGUGCGCCCGCCCCGUCCAAAGCUAAAACACAGACCUCAGCACGGAAGGGAGGCGAACCCACACAGAUGCUAGAUGAUGCCGAUAACUUCUUUGAGGCCCUCAGUCGUUUCCAGAGCAAUAGAAUGGAUGAGCAAAGAUGCUCGUUUGGCAGACUACAGAAGAAGCUAGCAGACGAGGAGGGAAAUGGAUUACCCGAAAAGGAAGAACUCUUAGACGAGAUCGCCAAACUCCAGGGUAGCCGUCUCAACGAGCAGAGGGCAUCCUCCGCCCAACGGUUACCAGGGCUACCGGGUCUGAGGGCCAAUGAAGACGUUGUAGGGAAGCUAUUAGCCAAAGGAGAUCGAGCCGAACCAGAUGAUGACUUCUUUGAGAUGAUCAUCAGGUGUCAGGGGGCCAGGAUAGAGGACCAGCGCAGCACGUUACCCAUACAGGUCCCCGCCCCCACCGUCCCAGACGAGGACUUCUUCAGCCUGAUCCAGCGCAUCCAGUCCAAGCGCAUAGAAGAGCAGCGAACCAUACCACCGUGGGAAAAGGGUUCUGGUACAUCCUGUGUGUGUUUUUAUGACUAUGACACUAGCCACGCCGAAGGAACAGCCUGCUGCGUCUACAUUAGACCUGUCCAAGAAUCUCACCUUUGAACUUUGACCUUUAGUGCAUCAUAUGUGACUUUCAUGCAGACCAAUUUGAAUCAAUAUUUUAAAGGGCAUAGGAAUGAGCCCCCCCAUGAUAUAUUCUUAUAUGUCCACCCCUACAUGGUUCAACUUAAGUGUGCACUAAGCAACUGAACUAAUUCCAUCAAAUCCAGUUGAAGUCAGUUUAAUUGUGAUUAAACGUAGUUCAAUCCGAUCAGUUUCAAAACAUUCUCCAUCCAAUUGAAUUCCACCAGUAAUCCAACCCAAUUGAAUGGACUACUGUUUAUUACAAAAAUCAUUCAAAGACAGUGUGCUUUCAAUCAAUUUGGUUCAAAUUCAUAUAAAAUCAGUCUAUUCCCGUUCAAUCUGAUAAUUCGAUCCCAUACACUGUGUUCGCAUCGAUACCUGCAUAGAAAAAUGG